This is a messenger RNA of Biomphalaria glabrata, 3040 nucleotides long. RefSeq lists its product as uncharacterized. Gene Ontology annotation, cellular component: membrane. The transcript has 15 exons. Lineage: Eukaryota; Metazoa; Mollusca; Gastropoda; Planorbidae. The record is from RefSeq and is a predicted model, not a curated record. The coding region runs from base 1 to 2538 and encodes 845 amino acids. Gene Ontology annotation, biological process: sodium ion transmembrane transport. Gene Ontology annotation, molecular function: ligand-gated sodium channel activity.
AUGAGGAACAGAGGGGAAAUUCCCACCGGAAGCUCACAAGUCGUUGCAGAAGUUAAUGAAUCUAUUUUGAAUAUGAAGCCACACAAAAGACCUGGAAUUUUAGGAAUCUCAGCAGCAUACGACCUGAAGUUCUACAGCACCAUCAACAACUUGUUUAGCUCCUCGCUGACGAUGGAAGGCUUGAUUCAAGUUGGACUGACGGAGCUACGCCUGGACGAGUUGAACCUUUGGGCUGGCAAUGACAUCAAUCAUAUGAUUUUGGCGUGUAAAUGGAACGCCGCUGAAACUUGUGGCCCAGAGAAUUUUACCAGGAUCAUCACUGACCAUGGUCUGUGUUACUCGUUCAAUGGGCCGGCCUCCCCCCGCUCCCUGUCAUUAGAUACACCAGGCACAUCCCAUGGUCUACAUUUGACUAUCAACAUUGAGGAAUAUGAACGAAUGCUUGGUCCUCACGUGGCCUCUGGCAUCCACCUACUGGUACACAACAGACGUGAGUACCCUCUGGUGCGACAACUGGGGCAAUCCGUGGCGGCAGGCAGCCAUGCUUCAGUGGCUCUCAAAUUAAAAAAGGAGUCUCGACUUGGUUAUCCUUACGACGAUUGUAAAGAUGGCGCCAUGGUGCACGUGCCCAACCAGACGUACUCCUACUCCAUGCCAGCUUGUAAGAUUGAGUGCUACGUGGAGUUCGUCUUGAAACGUUGUGGGUGCAGAGAUUAUUUCAUGCCUGGGAAGACUCCAGUGUGUACCUUCAGACAGUACAUGUUGUGUCUCAGGAGUGCUCAAAAAGAGUACGACGCCCUGGAGGAUAAAUUCUGCGAUUGUUCCACACCAUGCACAUCUGACAAAGUGGAAGUCUCCUAUUCCUAUGGUGCUCUGUCUAAACAAGCCAUCAGUAAAGUUCCGCCAAGUGAGAUGGAUAAGAUUAUUUCGCGAUACAGAAGAGCUCUGGACGUGUAUGAAUAUAUUAGCCCUGAUACUGUGUACAAGAAAGAUAGAUACCGAAAUUUGACAGAACUCUUGAGUGGCAUGAAAGAAAUCUACGUCACAAAAAUACCUAAAUUGUUGAGUGAAUUUGAAAAGACACUCUCUGAUGUAAAUGACAAAGCGAACCAGAUCUACAAGACCAGGCUAGAUGUACUUGAGACUCGGAAAGAAAUAGUCAAAGAAUAUUUUGUUGAACAGAAAGAUUCUUGGAGCAAAGUUACAUUGGGUGGUGCAAUCAGUGAUGUGUAUCUGUUCUCAUUACAAAUCCUUUACAUUGUCCAGUUGAUAGGUGGGACUACAGACAAUGCAACACGAACUCAUCUCUAUAACACAGUCAUCAAUGAACUCAAGGCCAGAUCUCAGCUUCUUAACAUAAGUCUAGCAGCUUUUGAGGGCAAAGAAACAGCUUCCAACUCUGACGAAUCACUCAGUAACGACACUCUGCUGUCAUUUGUAUUACACCAGUCUGAAAACGUAACAUCUUAUAAGCUGGCAAACACAUCAAUGAACGAAGUUGUCCAAGGGAGACAACUGGUCAAGGCUGAUAUUGAAAAGUUCAGAGACUUGUUCUCCGAGAUGAUGGAUUAUCUCACUUUGGCCUAUAACACUGGGAGAACAUCUGUUGACAUGAUUAAGACGACAAUCAAGAAGCUCGCCCCUUUGUGUCAGCACUACAUAAUAGCAAGUGACUUUUUACACGGAGGAACAUCAGAAAAUCAAUUGGUGGAACUAGAAACUCAGCGGGCAGAGGUUCAAAACGCGAAACUCAAGUGUGAUGAACUAUUCGACUCAAUUAAUGAAACUCUUGCCGGAGUGAUGGAACUUUUUACCUCGCCAACUAGCGGCGCUUUAAACUUUUACUACAAUGUAAGCAGAAGUAUAGCGAACUAUCUGACGUCAGUGAAUAUCACUUCUAAGUUCGUGUUAGCAGAUCUAACUCUUGGAAUAGAAGGUGAGGCCGCCCGAGAGGAAUUGGACUUCACCGACCGUAAACUGGCUGACCACAUCUCAGAUCUUGACAGUGCCCUUAACGGAUUGUCGUUCUGUUGGAUAGAGAACAUCCAGGGUGUAAUCGAGCAAGAAGGUAUCGAUACGGUGUUUGGAUGGAGCAAUGGGAAGCUUGGGAUAUCGUUCAACAAUUUCACUAAGCUAGUUAGGGUCAAUAUCGCCCAACUUCACAAUUUUACGGCGAACUUGAAAGAAAUAAAAACAGCGCAUGAUCGGCUGCUGAAGCUUGUGGAUUUUUUGACGGCAGAUUUGACGGAUUUGAGAAACCAAGUCAAAGUAGACUUAAAUUUUCAAAGUAAAAACUUCAUAAUAUUGGAUAUAUUCUUUCCGGACAUAAGCUACACAGUGACAGAGCAGCAGGUAGCAUACGAUACAGUCAAGUUAUUGAGUGACAUAGGCGGCUCCAUGGGGCUCCUAGUUGGGUCCAGCGCCAUAACUUUGUUUGAGUUUGUUGACUUCUUUUGCCUUCUGGCUUUUGCUCUCUGCUGGAAAAGGCGUCGGUCAAGAUCUAGGGACAAAUCUUACGGGGAAAAAAGAGAGUUAUGAUUGAUGUUAAUCUACAACUAUUUUGUACGAGGUUGUAGGGGAACCUGAAGAGUACCAAAAAAAAAAUAAUAAGAGGAAGAUGAAGCAAAAGGAGAGAAAGAAAGACAAAGGGAGAGACAACAAAUUUUACCCAAGACAACAGAGGGGUGGUCGACCAAUCAAGUGUGGUGCCCCAACGGUCCAACAGACUAAGAAAUAGCUUAAUAAGUUAUUUGUACUAUUAGUCUUAUAAUGCUAAAAGAGCUGUUUUGUGCAACACAAUACUUACUAGUUAAGAUUUUUGUAAUCAAUAAAGUUUUUGCCUAUUAUUGUUAUCUUGUUUGGAAACUAGUCUAGUAAUGAUCACCCGAAACCAGUGUAAGAGAACACUUUUUAACAAAACAAUAUGACCAUGACCUUAGAGCUGUACCAAGAGUCUUUUGAUGUUUAUUUAUUUAUUAAUAGAUAUGAUUGUGAUUGACCAUAUCGUAAUAAAAAAAAAAGAUCUUUUUUGAAAAAAAAA